AUGUUUUCAAGAACCACACGACGUGUAACAAGUCUUCGUCAAUUAUCGCUCAAAUCAUUCAAUAAUGCUUCCAUCACUGUAAACUUGAAGGAUAAGACUGUUUCCUUUGACAACGUUUUUCUUAGAGAUUCCUGUGAUUCGCCAGAUUCCGUUGAUGCUUCAACGAGACAGAAGUCUUUCACCACCGCAAGUAUUACCCGAAACCUCGAAAUUGCCGAGCCGCCAAAGGUGGUGAAUGAAAAUGGAGAGCAGAAUUUGCUUGUGAAGUGGAAGCAAGGCAAUAAAAUACACGAAUCAAGGUACCUGGAGUAUUUUUUGCAGAAGUCUCUGAGCUUGAAGGAGAGGUUCAAUGGUAAAUUCUUUCCUGAGGAGAAAGUCUAUUGGAAAAAAACUGACCUUGUGCCAAACUUGAGUGAGCUUAAAGUGGACUACAACGAUUAUUUUGCAAAGGACAACGUAUUUCAAAAAGUGGUGAACAACUUGAAUAAGUAUGGACUCUCGUUUAUCGAGAACGUGGAAGAUCCUCAGAAUGACCCCAAGUUGGGCUCAAUAAAACCGGAAAAUGAAUAUUUGUGGCCCGUGGCCAAACUAGCCUCCCGAUUUGGGUACAUCAAGAAAACUUUCUACGGGGUGCUCUUUGAUGUCAAGAACGAGAAGAACGCAAAGAACAUCGCCAACACAAAUGUUUUCCUUCCAUUGCAUAUGGAUUUGCUCUACUACGAGUCACCUCCUGGACUACAACUCUUGCAUUUUAUUCAAAACACCACUUUAGGUGGUGAAAACAUCUUUGCAGACUCCUUUGCAGCUGCCUACUCCAUCAGAGACAGAGACCCAAAGGCGUACGAAGCGCUCAAGAAAGUGCCCAUCACUUACCACUACAAUAACAACAACGAGUACUACUACUACAUGCGUCCGCUCGUGGUGGAAGACCCAUACGUGAAGAAUUUCACUACUGGUGAACCACAGAUAAAAGAGGUGAACUACGCUCCACCAUUUCAAGGGCCCUUUGAACUCAAUGCUACCACAGCAGAGGAUCCAAAACUUUGGCAGGAAUUUUUGCGUGGCUUGAGGCUUUUUGAGGAUUUCAUCAACGAUCCCCAGAACCAGUAUGAAGUUAAGCUGCCGGAGGGAAGCUGUGUCAUAUUCGAUAACCGCCGUGUUCUUCACUCAAGAAAUCAAUUUUCGGAUUCCAAUGGCGGUGACCGCUGGCUUAUGGGCACCUACGUCGACGGUGACAGUUAUCGUUCUAAACUUCGUAAAGUCAACGAGACACAAUGA
Molecule: messenger RNA, 1278 nt
Organism: Candidozyma auris
Lineage: Eukaryota; Fungi; Ascomycota; Pichiomycetes; Serinales; Metschnikowiaceae
Exons: 1
Coding region: 1-1278 (425 amino acids)
Biological process (GO): carnitine biosynthetic process
Cellular component (GO): mitochondrion
Molecular function (GO): oxidoreductase activity
Source: RefSeq, a predicted model, not a curated record